Molecule: messenger RNA, 3076 nt
Organism: Spea bombifrons (plains spadefoot toad)
Lineage: Eukaryota; Metazoa; Chordata; Amphibia; Anura; Pelobatidae
Product: RNA exonuclease 1 homolog
Exons: 16
Coding region: 1-3075 (1024 amino acids)
Cellular component (GO): nucleus
Molecular function (GO): nucleic acid binding; exonuclease activity; metal ion binding
Source: RefSeq, a predicted model, not a curated record
AUGCUGCGCCCAGCCGGCUACUUCCAGCAGUUGCCAUGCCCCUUCUGGCUCCGGCCCGGGGGCUGCCAAAGACCCCACUGCCAGUUCCGGCAUGUACCUCCUGAAGGGGGAAGCGAGGGGGCUAGCGAAAAGAACUCUGCUGCCGCAGGGGGUGAUAAGGAAGCCCUCGGUAAAAGCAUUCAGGAGCUUGAGAGACUCAACAAAGCUAUUGAGGCAGUAAAGAAUGAAGUAGAAGAGAAGCAGAAGAAGCUGUUACUAUACAGAAAUGUGACACACUCCCCAACGAAACACCAAGCACCCAAAGUCGAUAGUAAUUGCAAUAUAUUGGCCAUUGAGGAAGAACACACUCCGAUUAUAAGAAAAACUAGUGUGACUACAGCCAUAACUUCAAAUAAAAACAUAAAUUCCCCACGUAGUAAGAAAUAUGUGAUUGACAGGCGCUGUCCUGCCACAGAUUUAGAGUAUGACCCACUCCUUAAUUAUUCUGCAGGUCUUUUGGGGUCUACAAAAGAAGGUGAAACGCCUAAAUCAAAGCGUUCGAAUUCUGGGGAGGAGAUUGAACACCUUCCUCAAAAGAAACCCAGAGAUGUGUCCCCAAUAAGGCUGGAAAUAAAACUCCAAGAAUCUGAUGAUGAUGAUGUGCUAAUUAUCGAUGCCCCACCUCUGCAGCAAGUUGUGAAGAAGCACAGACCAAAUAGAUUUCAUGCCAGUGAAGAAAAAGCUGCACCCUCGCCUGAUGACGUUAUGGAAAGUGUAGAUAAUGCAGCAUCUGAACAUAUAUCUAUGGAAAAAACAGAACAUGUUUCUCCAGUAGAAAAAGCAGAGUCUGUGAGUUCUGCAUUAGAACCAACAUCUGUAGCUGACCUUUCAAGAGAGGGUCUGGUUAGUGCUGUAGAUCAAAUAAUUGAUUUGAAAAAUGAUGACCUAAUUGUAUCAGAUGUUAUCACGACCAUAGAGGAAGCAUUCGUGCCAGAACAAAGUGAAGUAAAAAACUAUAGUCCAUUAAACUGCAAUCAAAGUAUUCUGGCUGAAACACUGUUGGAAGAUACAAUUACUGUUCCGAAAUAUGAGGUUAAAUACUCACCCCGAGAAGAUUCUUUAACCCAGAGCCAAUGCUUUCUUGAUGGUCUACAAGACUUGGAAAGUGAUAUUACUGUGCCAGCAGACGUAUCUGCAUUGGAGGAAAAUGUUCUGGUAACACAAUUAGAAAAUGGCAUUGGUGAUCAGGAACACAAGCCGAUUGUAGAGCCUUUAGAAAAAGUAAAUGAUGUCAUAGUUUUGGAUUCAUCAUCUGAGGCGGAAGACACGGACAGUGACACUGACCUUUCUGAUUCCGAGGAUCCUAUGGAGGAGUGUCUGAGAAUUUUCAAUGAAUUCACAGAGAGAGAAUUAAACAAAGAUACCAAGCAGAGUUCACAAGAUCAGUCAGAGAUGGACAUACCGGACGCAAAAGCAAGUGAUGCUCCUGUUCAGAAGAAAAGAGUUGCCCAUCCAUCUGCAAAAUGUGAUGUCAAAUCAAGCGGCUCUAUUCUUGUUCCUUAUCGUGGUCCUGCUCCGCAGCAAAUACCUCAGGGCAGAAUACUUCAUGUUCAGCAAAAAGCUGUGCAGAUAACUGCCGCAGUUAAAAGUGGUCAGGCGUUUGUUGCAUCAACACAGAAGAAAAUUACAGGAUGUGUAUCGCCAGCCUUUCACAAUUUUGGCCAGAUGGUUUAUCUUAAUCUGGUUGAAGUGCAGCCAGUGGCACAAGGCAGAAAUCAGAUUAGCGGGUUCUUUCAAGGAGGAACAAUUGCCACAACAUUAAAAUCCUGCGUUCCCCCAAAAAGAACAAUGCAAACACCACCAAUGAAGAUUUCUUCCCGCAAAAAGUCUUCAGUUGUCCAAGAAACAGCAUGUAAAGUCCCACAAGAAACAAGACAACGUUAUGUUAAUUCAUUUGUUGAAGAAUUUUUGAAGGAUUCUGCAACUGUUCAAGAGGCAUUUGAUAAGGCCUUGAAUGAAGAAAAAUCCAUUUAUGACCGUUGUGGAAGCAAAAACAUGUACCUUAACAUUGCUGUUAACAGCCUUAAAAAGCUAAGGGAUCAGCGAAAUGUUCCGAAUGGUUCCCAGCCGUCAAGCAGCAAAGAAAAUGCAUCUGGGUCAAGAAAACAAGAUGACAGAAGUGAUAUCACUCGGAUAAAUCUUUACAAUUACCUGAAAGAUUACCUGCUGUCUGAUGAGCAGUUGAAAGAGAACGGCUAUCCUCGGCCAAAUCUAGAGAAACCGGGCAGUGCUUUAUUGCACAAUGGAGUGACAAAGACUAUUGGAAGUGAUGCAUUAAGAAGAGUAUGCUGUCGAUGUGGAGAAAUCUAUUCAGUCACAUCACAAGGAAAGCAUGUACGCAAGGAAGAGUGCACGUACCACUCUGGCAAGGUGCUUCGCCACAGAGUUCCUGGUGGGAUGGAAACCCGCUACAGUUGCUGCGAAGCAGCUGUGGGAUCUCCAGGGUGCCAAAUGGCUAAGCUUCACGUACAUGACGGUUUAAAGGACAAUCUGGAUGGGUUUAUCAAAACAUUUGUAAAACUGCAGCCAUCAGAUGGAAAUCCUGGUGUAUUUUCUCUAGACUGUGAAAUGUGCUAUACAACACAUGGCUUGGAGCUAACAAGAGUCACUGUGGUUGAUCCCAGCUUACAAGUUGUUUAUGAUACAUUUGUGAAGCCAGAUAAUGACGUUAUAGAUUACAACACUAGGUUUUCUGGUGUUACAGAAGAUAACUUGGCAAAUGUUACAACAUCAAUUCGAGAUGUUCAAGCAGUUAUGCUCAACUUGUUCAGUGCGGAUACCAUUUUAAUUGGACACAGUUUAGAGAAUGAUCUCCUAGCUCUCAAGCUUCUGCAUGACACAGUUGUUGAUACCUCAAUAGUGUUUCCCCAUCGAUUAGGUCUGCCGCACAAAAAAGCACUCAGAAAUUUAAUGGCUGACUACCUUAGACGUAUCAUUCAAGAUAAUGUUGGCGGGCAUGAUUCUAGCGAGGAUGCUGCAGCUUGUAUGGAACUUAUGUUGUGGAAAGUAAAAGAAGACACCAAAGGCCGAAGAUGAC